AUGCCCCUUGAGCCCGAUCACAGCCCGCUGGGGGGCCAUAUCCCGUCACCCGUUCGCCGCCGCCCGCGUGGCUCCGACGGCAUUGCCGCUCCUUCGAACCCUCCUUUCGCAACUAUUCGCACUCUUGUCGCCGCUUGCCACAUUCACGCUCCUGAUAUCCAGAAGAGCUCCAGCGGAUCUCUCAGAUCACCGGAUUCACUGAUCACUAGCUGGCCAUCACUGCUGCUCGCUGCACGCCUUGCACGACACCGUCUCUGCACUACGUUAGUCAUCGCCUGGUUCUGCGAGGGACUGCAGCCAACGCUUGAUUUUCUCUUGAUCUUCAUCUCUCAGACACCACUUCUGCUUGCUGGAGCUGGGUGCCGCCGCGAAGAGCUCUCUUGCUCUCCCGCACAUCUGAAACGGCACCCCCCGUCUCGGUCGUACGUGCACGAUUUCAUCCUGAUCCCCUCCCAUUACCGAGUCUGCCCAGUACCGACGUCCCACGCCUCUUUGGUGCAGUCUCCCGAAUCCCCCGAGAAGAAAAAAAAAAGAACACUCCAAGUUGUUGUCGUCCUCGCCGUUGCUUGUCUUUCCAUCGGUUCCUCGCACUACAGCACAACGUGCGACUUGUACGACAUUGCACCUGAUUCGCCGGGUGGGCAGGAUAGACACAACGUACGGCAUACAACCGGGUCGCCCCAAUACCGCGCAGUACUGUCACGUCGUUUUAUUUGGCUUCGCGAGAUCGAAGGCCACUGGUUUGUUGAAGAGUAA
Molecule: messenger RNA, 756 nt
Organism: Podospora bellae-mahoneyi
Lineage: Eukaryota; Fungi; Ascomycota; Sordariomycetes; Sordariales; Podosporaceae
Exons: 4
Coding region: 1-756 (251 amino acids)
Source: RefSeq, a predicted model, not a curated record